CACAAGUGCUUUUAAAGUGGAAUGAUGGGAAUGAGUGCAACCCAAUCUAUCUCUGAGGAAUGUCGCAAGCAGUCAGAAGAUGGAGAAUUCUGGUGAAGACAGUCACACCGAUUGGUUUCCACUUCUAUAACUAUGGACAACAUCAUUAUUAAAACACCAGGAUCCGUGAUACUUCACCAUUGCGGAACAACACGUGAAACACAUGUUGGUGAGAGCAACCUCUCUCUGUCAGGACUGACUUUGGCAGGCUCUUGCUAUAAGGCAGAGGCAAGUCUGCUUAAGCUCUUGGUACCAAGGACUGAGGAGUCAUCAUAUGUCCAGGGAGAAGUUGAAGCCACAACACCUGAACUUGAGGAAAGUGAUAAAAAGCCACAACACAUAAAAAAAUAUAAUACAGCGAUGGCAGAGCCAGUGGAUAACUACAAUCCAGGGAGCUUAAAUGACAUCUAUAUCUCAAAACGAAGUAUCAGGAAGGCUUUCAUCAGCAAAAGGCACUAUCUCCCUUACAUAGCCUCAGAGAAAGAGAGCAACAGCAGCCUUGGAGGAGCUCCUGGCGUCUUCACACUGUCCAGUGAGCAGGAGGAAACCAGCUCGUCCAUGGCUUGUUGUCCCGACUUGCUGCUCUGCAUUAAAACUGAGCCUGUGGAGUGUUACCUGUCUGACAAGUUCGCCGAGCUCUCCCCAAGAGACCAGUCACCGGUUGAGGUGAAGCCAUGUUUAACUGUCCGGUCUGGCGACAGUGAGGUGGCCACAGAGACCCAUGAGCUGAGUGACACGUCCAGGGUCAUGCGCCCCCGCAAAGCAAAGCAACGCAAAAAUCAAGCGAAGGUAAAGAGACACCGCAAGAGGUUUGAUCACUCAAAAGAACAGGCUGAGCGCUUAAAUGAUGGUGAGAGCCCCCAGAUAGCCCGGGGUGAUGAUGAUGAUGAUGAUGAUGGCGCGGCGUCAGAUGGGCGCGUGGAAGAAGACAAAGGAAAGGAAGGACCAAAAGAGAGCAAAACGGACGACAAGGCAUGCCUCAUCUUCCCAGCCAUGAAGAAGCGCGGGGUGGAGGGGGACAUGGAGAACCGGCCCUACAAGUGCACCCACUGCAACUGGGCAUUCACCAAGUCCAGCAACCUGGUGAGCCACAUCCGCACGCACAGCGGCCUGAAGCCACACGUGUGCGACCUGUGCGGGAAGGCCUACUCGCACCAGGGCACGCUGCAGCAGCACAAGCGUCUGCACACAGGCGAGAGGCCCUACCACUGCCCCUUCUGUGAGAAGACCUACAUCUGGUCCUCCGACUACCGCAAGCAUAUCCGCACGCACACCGGCGAGAAGCCAUACAUCUGCGAUGCCUGCGGCAAGGACUUUGUCCGAUCGUCAGACCUGCGCAAGCAUGAGCGCAACAUGCACGCGAACAACAAGCCCUUCCCCUGCGCCAAGUGCGGCAAGACCUUCAACAAGCCACUGUCGCUGCUGCGGCACGAGCGCACGCACCUGGGCAAGCGGCCCUUCGUCUGCCCCGAGUGCGGCAAGGCCUUCGCCAUGCCCAGCCGCAUGAUGGAGCACCGAAAGGUGCACAGCGGUGUCCGGCCAUACGUCUGCCACAUUUGUGGCAAGGCCUUUACCAAGUCCUCCAACCUGCUGGAGCACCAGUCCGUGCACAGUGGCUUCCGGCCACACAAGUGUGAUUCUUUUGUCUAAUCACUGGAUUGCAGUCCAGAGUCCUAUAAAGCAAGUCAGUUUGUUGAGAGAUUUUCCCCAUGUGAUUCCACACUCUCAGGAUUGUUUGAGGACCAACCGUCUUACCUACUGAGUCUCAGAUGUUAUCCUGCUGGUGGGAAAUACUCUCAGCACCUGCCUUAGUUGGACCCUGGCCAAGAGGUAGAUUUUUUGUAUUACUGUAUGACUGCGAGUGGAAUUGCGUGAAUAUCUGUCAGGCGUCAGAAUGCAAAAAGUUAUUUCAGCUGUCAGGAUGUGUUUUUAUUUUUUAUUCUCUCCGAUUGGAGUCUUGUUAAAAGCUGUUACCAAGUAUUUCUACUGAUAUGAAUGUCUGUCAUAUAGUUGUCUCCAGACCGCAGUGUGCUCACAACACUGUGACACUGUUACAAAUAUAACAGAAUGAACAGCUAAAAACGUUAAUGCCUCUACGCCUUUAUUUGCAUUUUGUCAAUUAUAAAGGCUUUUAAUGUAUACCGUAAAUCCUCAAAUUAUGGCCGGGAUUUGAUUUAUAUCCGGGACUCGGAUAAUAGCCGGGGUUGCGGUCGAUUCGGACAUACACACAAUUUUUGCCGCAAGGCAUUCCAGCCUACGAAUUUAAUAAAAAGGAAAUCAUACAUCAUUAAAAAAUAACUCAAUUUAGGCUACUUGGCUACGUAACAUAAGAUUUCCACACACAACGCACGUUCAUAGUGCAAUAAGCGGGUGGAAAUCCCAACACUUUUUCAACUACAUGAAACUUAAUAGUGAACCAUCAAAUACACCCCAGAUUUCAGUGUCCAUCAGUCCCAACAUUUAGCAAUAUAAUUAAACAGGCCAAAAGUCAAUUAAAUCCCAAACUAAUCCGAAAAUCUUCUGCUUUUGAUAGCCUGGUAGCCGCUCCAAAUGAAACGCAUGUCUCCCAAUACAACACCUUAACUUGCUGUUAUUGUUAUUGUUCAUGAAGGCGUGUCUGGCAAUUUGUUAUUUUAUGAGUAACCUUUUACUUUAUUUCUAAGAAUAAAAUUCUACAACAGAAGCCUAAUAAGAAACAAAGGCCUGCCUCGAAUACAAGCCUGCCCCAAAUAAAGACCUGUGCUUUGCACAGCCUAAGUAAAUAAAAGACCCCGGUCACAAUUUGAGGAUUUACGGUAGUCAUGGCAGUCAAACUUGUAUUUUAGUUGCAGAUGCAAAUGUUUAUGUUAUCUGCAAAGUUUAUUUGUAUACAUUAUACUGUUAAGUUGUGUCUUAUCGUUUCAGUGUAAAGUCUGAAACCUGUGCAUACAGUGGGAUCUUUCUCAUAUUGAGCAUUUUUUGAGACUUGGAUUAAGAUGUACAGUAUUUCUUAACAGAGCAAUAUGAUAUUUGCUCACAGAAUGUACUUGUCCUUGUAUCUUUAUGAGUGUUCAAACAGUUUGUGUGAUGCUAAGCAUAAUAAUUGCAUAGGCCAGUAAGUGCAAAUGCCAUUUCAUUUUAAUAUCUUGAGUUGUGUGAGAGAAAUAAAAA
Alosa sapidissima (American shad) is the source of this 3189-nucleotide messenger RNA. It is a transcript of the gene znf648, whose product is annotated as zinc finger protein 648. The transcript is spliced from 3 exons. The coding region runs from base 133 to 1689 and encodes 518 amino acids. The record is from RefSeq and is a predicted model, not a curated record. Gene Ontology annotation, molecular function: DNA-binding transcription factor activity; RNA polymerase II cis-regulatory region sequence-specific DNA binding. NCBI's taxonomy places the organism in Eukaryota, Metazoa, Chordata, Actinopteri, Clupeiformes, Clupeidae. Gene Ontology annotation, biological process: regulation of transcription by RNA polymerase II.